Anisakis simplex (herring worm) is the source of this 156-nucleotide messenger RNA. The record is from the annotation of a GenBank genome assembly. NCBI's taxonomy places the organism in Eukaryota, Metazoa, Nematoda, Chromadorea, Rhabditida, Anisakidae.
AUGCGACGAGUAAAAGAGGCCCAGAAUCGUGCCCGGAUGCUCAGUCUCGACAAUGCAAACAAUCACUUGCGGGCGCAAAUCGAUGCACUUCGUGGUCAACUCAAUCAUAUGCAUUUACUGCUUGUGGCUUCAAAAGUUAAUCACUCCAUAUUGUGA